Molecule: messenger RNA, 642 nt
Organism: Parnassius apollo (apollo)
Lineage: Eukaryota; Metazoa; Arthropoda; Insecta; Lepidoptera; Papilionidae
Source: the annotation of a GenBank genome assembly
AUGACCUCGUGUCUUACUUCUUACCUUAUACUUAGUUUCGUGGCUGUAAUGAAUGGCCAGCAAUUCCGUUGUGACUACAGAUUCUUUCCGGAAGCAGAUGGAUGGCUUAAGUUGCAUCGUGUGCCUGCCAACUGGUUCGAGGCACGGUUGAGAUGUCAUCUCGAAGGAUUUCCUCUUUGGAAGAUUCCUCACACUUGGGCCUUGGGUGAGCCGGACAAUAUCAAGGACGAAGAGAGCUGCAUAGCUAUGCUUCCGCUUGGCAACGUGGCCGACGUGAACUGUCACGAGCGUCUUCCAUACUUCUGUUACAAGAAACAUACUAAAAUAGUGUUUAAUAAUCGCUGUGGCACCACGGAUAAGGAAUACGUGUUCGACUCGCGUACUGGCAGCUGUUACAAAUUCCACACCGUGCCGCGCACUUGGUCCCGUGCAUACAUGACCUGUGCGGCCGAAGGUGGCUACUUGGCCAUCAUCAACAGCGAGGUAGAGGCGCAAGUGAUCAAGGAAAUAUUCGCGGAGCACCCGUCUGACUCUCUGCAAGGGAAUUUCUGGAAGGACGCUGCCCUCGUCGGUUUCCACGAUUGGAAGGAACACGGGGAAUGGUUGACUAUUCAUGGUGAAACGCUCAAAGAAUCUGGAUAA